This is a messenger RNA of Anoplophora glabripennis (Asian longhorned beetle), 1137 nucleotides long. RefSeq names its product vicilin-like seed storage protein At2g18540. Lineage: Eukaryota; Metazoa; Arthropoda; Insecta; Coleoptera; Cerambycidae. The transcript has a single exon. Bases 1 to 1137 code for a protein of 378 amino acids. The record is from RefSeq and is a predicted model, not a curated record.
AUGGAGAGCAUAAAAGAGAUAGAAGAAUCGGAAGUGAUUCAGAGAGAAAACGAAGUAGCAGAACUUGUAGUCGGAAGGUUUUGGGAGAGGAAUAGAGAGAAUGAAGGAAACGAGUAUUUGGAAAAUUUAGAAGAUGAGGAGGAAGAAAAUAAUAGCAAAGGCGAGAAAGAAAAACCAACGAAGGACACUGUUGGAAAAGAAAAAGAAGAAAAGAAGAAGAAGUCAAAGCAGAGAGAAGAGGAAAUCAUGAAAGAAGAAGCUAUGUAUAGAAGGAUGAGGCAAGAUAAAAAGAAAGAAACAACGGAAAAGAGAGAAAGGGAAUUACGCGAGGAGGAAGAAGAUGAAGUUAGAUCUAGAAAGAAAGAAGAAAAAAAGUUAGAAAAAAUCCGCGAGAAAGAUUCUAUAAGAACAAAUAUGGAAGAGAUUAAAUACCAUGUAGAACAAAUAAUGUCGGCGGCGAGUAAGGAGUCUGGUAGUAAAUUGGUUUUUAACAGAGGAGGCCAAGCGGCGGUAAAGGAGGCGCUGCUAGGAAUAGAAGGAACAUGCAUAGGUUUUCUAGUAAAACAGCUGGAAUUGAAAGAAGAGAUCAGGCGAGUAGAAAAUAAAUAUAAAAAACUGGAAGAAGAAUAUAUGGUAAAUAAGAUGGAAAACGAAGAAGUAAAGAAGCGCAUGAUAGAAGAAAAUAGGACCUUGAGCAAUGAAUGCAAGAAAUUGGAAGAAGAGUUUGAUGCAGUUAGAAGAACAAUAUGGGACAAGCAGAUAAUGUCAGGAGCAGUUCAACGCGUAAAGGCCACAGAAACGGAUCUAGAAUUAAGGGAGAACGAUAAUAAAAGUAGAAAUGUUGAUAUUAACAGGACGCAAAAGCUGGAUGGUCAGGCAGAGGGCAGAGGUGGAAGGAUUGAGGCAGAGAAGGAAAGGGUAAGUGAAAUAGAGAUUGAAAGGAACAGAGAGAAUGGAAGUAUAUUUGUUUUGAAUGACGAUGAUGGAAGUGAUAAUUCAGAUAAGGGAAGUGAGAAUGAGGAAGUUUCAUAUGCUCGGGUGAUAAGAGGGCGAGGUAGAGGGAGAGGAAGAGGAAGAGGUAGAGGAAGAGGAAGAGAAAUGAGAGGAGUAGAGAGUGUGAGAGAAAGAAUUGAGUGA